AUGGCAACUUCCACUGGAACCGGAUGGGCUCAGCUUCGGCAGCAAGCCCGUUCGCUUGAGACUCAGACCGAGAGUCUGUUCCACACCUACGCGCAGUAUGCAUCGAUGACGAAGCUGCCUCCGAAACCCUCAGAAGAAGAACAACGGGUUGAAUCGCAACUGAAAGAUCUUCUCGAAAAGGUGUGUACUCUGGGGUUCCUAAAGUCCGGCUCAGCGGGCAUCUAUGCUGAUACUUUCCCAUCACAGCGUGAAUCCCUCAUCUCCCAGCUCUCCCGUCUCCUCGACUCCGAAGCCACUCUCACCGCAUCCGCCCUGAAACAGAGCAAUCUUGCCCGGAAUCGCGAAGUCCUCCACGAUCAUCGCCGCGAACUGCAGCGCCUGAACGCCGCAAUCGCAGAGUCCCGCGACCGAGCCAAUCUUUUGUCGAACGUUCGCUCCGACAUUGAUGCCUACCGCAAUUCAAACCCCGCCGCUGCCGAGGCAGACUACAUGCUCGAGGAGCGGGGUCGUAUAGACGAAAGUCAUAAUAUGAUAGAUGGCGUUCUGAGCCAGGCGUAUGCGAUCAACGAGAGUUUUGGGCUACAACGUGAAACGCUGGCCAGCAUCAAUCGUCGUAUCGUUGGCGCUGCCAAUAAGGUACCCGGAAUGAAUGCUUUGAUCGGUAAGAUUGGUACGAAGAGGAGACGUGACGCGAUCAUCUUGGGAGCUUUUAUCGGGUUUUGUUUCUUGAUGCUUUUCUUCUUCCGGUGA
Aspergillus thermomutatus is the source of this 750-nucleotide messenger RNA. RefSeq names its product putative vesicle transport v-SNARE protein Gos1. The record is from RefSeq and is a predicted model, not a curated record. Bases 1 to 750 code for a protein of 249 amino acids. Lineage: Eukaryota; Fungi; Ascomycota; Eurotiomycetes; Eurotiales; Aspergillaceae. Gene Ontology annotation, molecular function: SNAP receptor activity. The transcript has 2 exons. Gene Ontology annotation, biological process: vesicle fusion; endoplasmic reticulum to Golgi vesicle-mediated transport. Gene Ontology annotation, cellular component: SNARE complex; Golgi medial cisterna; cis-Golgi network.